AUGUCUCUUAAAUUGGAAUCAGAGUUUACCGAUGGCAGCCUUGGGAAGGAAAACAUCAUGUUCAAAUGGCAUCCACAUCGACCUUUGAUUGCCGUGACGGGAAGCAAAGUGAAGAUGUUCAUUUUGGACCGUGUUGGUAAACUCCUCCAUCAGUUCAGCCUCGCGAGUGUUGUGGAUUUUGAGUGGGACCGAUUUAGUGACACCUUAGGUCUGAUUACUAGCCGUACGAGCACGCUACACCUUUACUCCCACGAAACCUCCAAGGUGGAGAUGGUGGAGACGAAAUGCAAGGAUUUAACGCUUAUUCGCUGGUCCAAACGGCUCUCACUGGCGGCCAUCGGCACCCAGAAGGGGACGGUGGUGAUAUUGAACCAAGUGACCAAAAAGCGCCUGCCGGUCUACGGCACACACUCACAGGCCAUUAUCGACGCGGUUUGGACGGAAUUGCACAAUCGUCUGGUCCUGAUCAGCGCCGACAACACGAUGUCCAUCUCCGACUCGGAGGGAAACGUCCUGUCGACUGUGGCCCUGGAGGCCUCGCCGCUCUCGUUAUCCUUGGUGGAGGCGAUCCCGAAUUCGGACUCUAUGCCGAUCUCCGUGGUGGCUUGCAACCUCGGGUCCUCCCUGCACAUGGCAAAUUUGUGCACCGGGGAGGUUUUCGCCGCGAAGUUCGACGAGAGCACCGGCUUCAUCAGCGCCUUGACCAGCACAGGGAGCGCUUUUUUACUGGGCUUCUCCACCGGGCUGGUGGGGCUUGCCGGGCUCGGGCCCAACCAGCUUACCAUGACGAGCAGUUCCACCAUGUCUAAAAACCCUGUUAGUGGGAUUGCGUUUGGCAAGGGUAAUGGGUUUGCCGCGGUCUCCUGUGAUGGGAGUCUGCGCUUUAUUAGCGUCGCGGGCAAAGACAUUGGGGAGGAGAAGAAAUUUGAUAUCGCAAUGCCAACCGAGGCUAGUUCUUUUGCAAAGGCUGACUGGAGCUCCGAUGGACAGUCGAUCGUGAUUGUGAAGGGUAAUGGAAACUUUUACAUUUACAGUAUUAAUGUGCGCGACAUCAGCACGUCAUGGGCAAAACUCUUAUUUUACCUCACAUCGUCGCGCGUAGUAGGUGUGAGGGACAUCCAUGGGGACAAUAUCCUGUGCACAAUGAUGAUUGAUAUUGAACCUCAACGCAUGGCCGCCGGAAUGGGGUCUUUUGCUGUGUAUGCCGACAAUGAGGCCCACUACUACGAUUACCACGUGCCGCAGACGGCGAUGUUGGAGCCACCAGAUCCCAGCAAAGGCCUCCCAGCAAGGCGGGACCGGUUAAAGCCCGAUGUACCCGAUGCCAAAUUUAUUCGCACCGUCGAGUAUCCAGUCAAAAUUACCGAUUUGAAGGUGAACUCCACGUUUGCCGCGGUGCUCUAUGAUGGCCACGUCCGUUUACACGUUAUUCGUGAUCCGAAUGGCUCCAUGAUGACGCUCCCACCCGAUUCCGAACACAAAAUUUUGACCAUCGGCCUUUCGGAGGCGCUCUUUGUUUGUGCGACGAGUGUGAAGGUCUACAUUGUGGCGUUGCCCAAAAUGCAGAUCGUGGCCGAGUAUGAGCCUCGCUCCGGCCUCAAGCAGGGGUUUCUCAAUCCUUCCUGCACGAGGAUGGUGUACAUUGACGAUAACAAUGACUUGUUGUUGUUAAAUCUCGUCACGGAGGUUGCCUUUACCGUUCGCGGGUAUGACAAGCGAUUCAAAUCCAUCUUGUGGGACUGGGCCGAUCCAACGGUUUUUGCAGCCUACAACCACGAAAAGUUUAUGACGUUUGUCUACAGUCCUCACAGCACGCACGGGCCGACUUGUGAAUCGAUCACCGAACGACACAAAAAGGACGAACCGCUUACUUCACCCAUCCCCACCAAUUGCGUGCCGAUUAGUCUAUUUAGCGGCGUGGUGGCUUAUCAAUCCAAAACUGGAAUACUCAGCAGGUUGGAGCUCCAGACCCACCACGAGAUUAAUGCCCGUGGUCCCAAUACCACCGCCUUCUACAACAACUUCUCGCUAAACCGCCUUCGCUGGUGUUCGCAGAAUAUUUCGAUGCUCAAAGAAGCCGACGAACUCGUGCUCCGGGCUUUACACUUUCUCGAUGUCGAGCUCGCGAUACGCAUCUACCGCCAGCUCUCGCAGCCGAGUUUAGUGCUGUACCUUGAGAAGAUAAAACACAUCCAGGAGAAGAACCUUCUGAUAGGGCAUAUUUCCAUGAUUAUGGGGUCCUUUGAUGACGCGCAGAAGUCCUUUUUGCACUCCUCGCAGCCCCUGCGGGCGCUAGAAAUGCGGCGGGAUUUGAUGCACUGGGAGCAGGCGCUGGGGCUGGCGAAGGAGCUCGCCCCGGGUGAGAUUCCCGUCAUCUCGAAGGAGUACGCCCAACAGCUGGAGUACCGCGGGGAAUAUAUGAAGGCGCUUCAGAUGUUCACCAAUGGUCAUCGAAGCGCGCCGACCGGACAUGCGAGCACGGAGCUCUUCGCGGCCCAAGAGGAGGUGCGGAAACAUAAUACAGAAUGUCUAAAAGGGGUGGCGCGGUGUAAUUUGCGUACCGGGCGGCUAAACGAAGGCAUGCCGAUUGCGCUGGAUAUCGAUGAUAAGGCCUUUGCCUACGAGUGCGCGAAGCUCUGCGAGGAGAAUAAACGCUUUGAGGCGGCCGCAAGGCUCUACGAGCGGGCUGGCGAGAUCGAGCAAGCGGCGAUGCUUUAUAUUGAAAAGUGCAAUAACCUCAAGGCGGCAGGGCAGCUUCUGCCCCAGAUCAAGUCUCGAAGCAUCAUAGGCCGCUAUGCCAAUGGGAAGGAGAUGGAAGGCUCCUUUAACGAGGCCGAGCAAGCGUACACGCAAGCUGAGGAUUGGGAUAACGUGGUGCGCAUCAAAGUCCAAAAGCUCAACGAUUUGCAGGGGGCCUAUGUAAUCGUUCGACGAACACGAUCCACCAACGCCGCGGCGCUGGUGGCGCGAAUGUGCCAAAGCCGAAACGAGUUUGCCUCCGCCGUCGAGUUUUUAGUCGUCGCGAAGUGCACCAAAGAGGCCUUUGAACUUUCUAAACAGCAUAAUUGCUUAAGCAAUUACGAAAAUGCCUUACUCAAUCAAGUGGUCCUCAAGGAUGGGGUCGCGCCCGUGGCGAAGCAAGAUGAAUUUAACAUUCUGGCCACUUACUAUGAUGAGAUCCGGAAACCUGGACAGGCGGCUGUUUUUUAUCGUUUGGCUGGCAAUUCGACGCUAGCGUUGAAGAAGUAUAUCGAGUCUGGACAGCCGGAGGACAUCGAGAAAGCGAUCGAGGUCGUGGGCAAGGCGCAUAGCGAUGGCUUGACCAGCAAGCUCAUCGACUUCCUGAUGGGCGACACCGAUGGCCAGCCCAAGGACCCGUCCUAUAUCUUUCGGCUUUACAUGGCGCUAGGCAGCUACGAGAAGGCCUCCAAGACCUGCGUUAUUAUCGCCGCACGGGAACAGGAGAUGGGGAAUUACAAAGCCGCGCACAAGACCCUUAUUGAGGCCUGCCGCAUCCUGCGUGAAAAAAGCAUCCGCGUCCCGAGCGAUCUACGGCGUUCGUUGAUGAUUCUUCACUCCUAUAUUAUUGUCAAGGAUCUCAUUACCGUCAUGCACGACGAGACAACGGCAAGCCGGAUGCUGCUGCGGGUCGCGCACAACAUUCAGAAGUUCGAGAGCCACGCCGCGACGAUUAUUUCCUCCACCGUCCUACAGUGCGAGAAGUCGGGCUUUGCGCAUUCCGCUUUCCAGCUGUCUUGCCUGCUCAUCCAGAACGAGGAGUAUCGCACGCAGCUGUCCGAGAAGAAUCGACGAAAAAUCGAGAGUAUUGUACGCCGGGGCGGAAAGGAGGCGGCGGUGGACCCGGUGGAGAGCACUAAACCCUGCCCUUUUUGCGAUCAGCCGGUGCCGGAGAGCGAGCUGGACUGCGGGGCGUGCCGAAACACCCUACCCUUCUGCAUCGUCACCGGCAAACACAUCGUGAAGGGCGAUUUCACCACCUCGCCAUGCUGUGGAUUUCCCGCCAUUUACUCCGCGUUGGUUAAACGGCUGUGCGAAAAAUCCAUUUGCCCGAUGUGUGAAUCCGCGCUGGACGUUAAUAAAGUUCAAGCACAGAGUAAAACGAACCUGGAGGUGUUUUAA
Phytomonas sp. Hart1 is the source of this 4140-nucleotide messenger RNA. Lineage: Eukaryota; Euglenozoa; Kinetoplastea; Trypanosomatida; Trypanosomatidae. The record is from the annotation of a GenBank genome assembly.